Molecule: messenger RNA, 1047 nt
Organism: Aphanomyces astaci
Lineage: Eukaryota; Oomycota; Saprolegniomycetes; Saprolegniales; Verrucalvaceae
Exons: 2
Coding region: 1-1047 (348 amino acids)
Molecular function (GO): nucleic acid binding; zinc ion binding
Source: RefSeq, a predicted model, not a curated record
AUGUCCUCCACCAACAACGCAGCCCACCAGGCGUUCCUCGCCCUUUUGCGUCGCGGUUUUGGCGACAACGAUACCGCGCUACUCCUUGGCGGGAUGACUCCCGAUAACCAAACUCACCUUGUGGAAGGCAUAGGUAGCACGAUUGAUCUCUCGGUUGCCGAAGCUACGGCCGCCCAGAAGAUCACGCGCCUCACGCGUGCUUCGGAGUCGGAAACACCAUCGACUUCUCGCCUGAAGUCGAUCAAGCUGGAUGUGGCCAAAUUCGGCGGAGCGGAGACGGAAAAACUCCUCCGCUGGCUUCUACAAGUCAGCACUGCUGCUGACUCUCAGCGUAUCUCCGACGACGCCACCCGUGUAGCUUUCGCGAUGUCGCAUUUGAAGGGUCGUGCGGAAGAUUGGGCGUUCUCCAAACGCUUGACGGACCGCCACUGCUUCCCAUCUUUCGCGGUCUUUGAGACCGAACUCAAGGCAAUGUUCCUGUCACCCAACAGCGACUUUCGCUAUCGCUCGCAAUAUCUGGCUUGCAAGCAAGGGAAACGCUCCCUUCAAGAAUUCAUCCAUGAUCUGCGCUUCCUGGCUGCGAACAUUAACGAUGAAGAGUCACUCCCAGAGGCCCUACAGGUGACCGUUUUCAUGGACGGUCUCAACCAAGGCCCGGCACGCACACAGUUGUUUCGCGCCUACCCGGACACCUUUGAAGAAGCCGUCCGAAUCGCGCUUUCGGAAUCAUUCUCUUCCUCCUUGGCGCACACACGCGCGGCGUCCUCAGACAUGGAUGUCUCCAUGCUCGCCCAGGCAUCGGACGACCGCACCUGUUUCAAUUGCGGUCACCCAGGACACUUCUCCCGCGCAUGCCCGGCCCCUCGCCGUGUAGCGUCAGCCGCCCCACCCUCGCACGGUUCCUCCCGUACCGCGCCCGAUAUCCCUUCGCGUCGCCCUCCGAGCGGUCCACGUAACCGCUUCAAUCGUGAACGCCAUGGUGGCUCACGCCCACCAUUCCGCCCCGCUCCGAGCUCGAGUGCGGCGGGAAACGGUCGCUCCCAGUAG